This is a messenger RNA of Dothidotthia symphoricarpi CBS 119687, 1560 nucleotides long. RefSeq lists its product as uncharacterized. NCBI's taxonomy places the organism in Eukaryota, Fungi, Ascomycota, Dothideomycetes, Pleosporales, Dothidotthiaceae. The record is from RefSeq and is a predicted model, not a curated record. The transcript has 4 exons. The coding region runs from base 259 to 1176 and encodes 305 amino acids.
CUUGUCGAUCCCGGGUGUUACUGCAAGGCUGUCUCUUUUUCAUACGACGUCGCACCUGCCCUGUCAGUUGUUGAAGUCCAGAUAAGGAACCCGUACAAAAAAGCACGCACGUCCUUUCGUCAUAUCAGCACUUACAGCAAAUACACCGGGCUGUGUCACCGCUUCUUUGCGAACGCUCCAACCUGUAACAAAUCCCUCUCGACGCCCGUGCGCCAUUUCCAGCGAGGCCUUUAAAGUUCACCGGCCUCCAUUCCCAGAAUGGCUCAUCACGUUCGUCAUUCGUCAAAUCACGCGAAAAGGGCACUGCCAGCUCACGCAAAGCCAACGAAGCCCGCGCCUUUAUCAAAACGAUCAUCAUCCCACGGCAGCAAGGGCAGUCGCAAAGUCGAUCUUCCGAAGGACCUCCUAGAAAGUGACGAGGAGGAAGCAAUGGCCGUCAGUUUUCUGAAUUACUGCACUGUCUGCGAAAAACAAAUAGUUACUCCCAGCAAUGCUGUAUUGUAUUGCUCUGAAAGCUGCAAAAAGAAGGAUACAGAGAAGAGCUUGACAUAUUCAUAUGAUCAUUAUUCACCCCCGACAACCCCCUUCGCCAACUUCACAUUUGACGACUUCCAAUUUCGUGACAUAAUUCCGCAACGUUCGCCUACUCAGUCGCAUUCAAAACGAUCAUCAUGUGCAUUCUCGGACGAUCUUUCCGACGAUAACACUACACCAAGCGACGAGAAAUCCCAACGCCUAGAUUCAGAGGCAUCGCGAUAUCUCCGUCAAUUCCAGUCGUCUACAUAUUCACCUGAGACCACACGACCUGUGCGACCUCACUACAGUUCUACCUCAACGUCCCAAUUUAGCUUUGGUGCUGCGCCUUCCCUGUCACAUACACCGACUUCAUCAUACAGCUUUUCGCUCCCGUACACACCGUACACAUCUGCUACCACGCGACCGCUGCCACCAAGGACAAACCCACAUACUUCGUCGUAUGCAUCGAAGUCGAUAGAUCUUGUGACGCCAUUGACCGCUCCCUCAAGUCCGAAGCAAUACUCGUACAAGGCACCGCCGAUAUCCAGGACGUCAGCAAGCACGAUCGAAGGUGAACUUGUCUAUGCAAAGUCACCUGUUCCUUCGAUGUCGCCUGCCAACGGGAGUUUGGGACGACUGUUGGCUUCGAAAACACGUUAAUGCAGGCAUCAACUUACAUUGUUUCAUGGGCCGAGCGUUUUAGGGCCCGUUUUUUUUGGAUACCAUUUGUAAUGCAUGGGUGAGCACUUGAUGCGGCCCGCUAUGCUGGCGUAGCACUCGGCAGGACCUAGGUGUUACCAGGGCAUCUCGAUAGCUAAAAGUUUGGAUUGGUUUACACUGGACGGUUUGUGAUAGCGGGAGGUAUACUGUUAGAAACGGAACCACAUGGUCAUAAUGAUGCGCAUAGAAUAUAUUACGUCCUACAUUUCACCUAAACCUUUCCCUAAUCGCCUAAAACGGUAACCUACUUCAGCCUCCAAUCCACUAGGCUAAGCCCUGACGGUGUUACUUCAAGUCCAUCAUCUAGUUAGAUCAUGUCAGAAC